AUGUCAACUUUAUCAUAAUCAUCAAGUAGCUCCUCACAAAAAUAUUACUAGAUUUUUGUAAAAGGGUUCGAGGGUAGAACAAUAUUGUUGAACUCUAGCUUAAAAUUCACUCAAAAUACUACAAUAAGAGAGCUGAAGGAAGCAGUUUCUGAUAGAACUGGCAUCAAUUUCAAGGAAAUAUUGCUAAUUUACGGGACAAAGUAGCUAGCAGAUAUUUAUGACAACAAAAACUUAAAAGAGUUUGGUAUCCAAGACAACAGUAAUCUUGUUAUGGUUGGAAGAUUAAAGGGAGGAGUAAACAUCUCUUUAAAAAUAAAACUCUUGAAUGGUAAGAAUAAUUGUUUCUUGCUCUUUGCUUUAUCAUAUAUUUUAGAUGAGGAAAUUACUGUCAAUAUUGCUGAGGAAUCUACAGUACUCGAGUUAAAGAAGCUGAUUCAUUCUCGCAAAAAUCUACUUGGGUCGGAUUAAAUGUGUCUCAUGUGUGCAGGAGUUAAACUUAAUGAUGCAAGAAAGAUUAAAUUAUGUAAUCUAAAGCAAGGAUAUGUUGUUACCCAGUCUAAAUAAGAUCUGAGUGAGAUUCCUGGAUUGAUUAUUUCAUAUGAUCCCGAUAUACUCUCAUUCGAUGAUAGUCAUGAGGCAAGAGCCAAGAUGCCUUGUGGUCAUGUAAUCUCUACUGAAUCUAUGACCUAGUUCUUGCAAUCAUUAAUUGAUGCUAAGAAGUAUGUGAUUAAAUGUCCCGCAUUCAGAGGGGAUGGCAGACCCUGUGAAACAGAGUGGGAUUACAAGCUUUGCAAAGAGAUAGGAGUUCUAACUUUAGAAGAAAGACAAAAAUUUGAGACAGGCUUCGAGAUGAAUAUGUUUUAUUAAUAGAUUGGUGGAAAGUAAUGCCCAUUCUGCGAAACUUUUGUGAUGAAAGACAUAAAUACAUAAUCAACUAAUAGAGUCAGAUGCGUAGGCUGCUAAAAUAGAAUUGGUUCUUAUGAUUUCUGUUGGAUUUGUCUUAAGAAAUGGAUAUCAAAUAGCUCUAGCCCCAAACAUUGUGGGAAUCCUGAUUGUGAAAGUGCCAAGGAUACUAACAAAAUUCUAGAAAGUUGUGGUGUAAAAAUAGUAGAUGCUAUAGCCAACAUACCAGUAACAAGAGCAUGCCCUAAUUGCAAAACUUUGAUAGAACAUACAUCAGGAUGUAGACAUAUGACUUGCACAUCUCCAAUUUGCAGAGAGAAAAAGUACUAAUUCUGCUUUAUUUGCCUUUAACCUUGGACUGGGCAUAACAACUCUACUUGUCAAGUAGCAGAAAGAUAAAAGUUAUAAGACAAAUAAUGA
Messenger RNA from Stylonychia lemnae, 1323 nucleotides. Lineage: Eukaryota; Ciliophora; Spirotrichea; Sporadotrichida; Oxytrichidae. The record is from the annotation of a GenBank genome assembly.